AUGGAAUGCGAUGAUUUGUGGGUAUUCAGUGUGGUUACAAUGAAGAAGCAUUGGAACUCUGUGAGAAUGUGCAGAAAAAAUGUACAACCAGACCUUUACACUUAUUGCAACAUGUUCAAUGCAAUUGCUGCAUUAAAAUGUUUGCAUUUCGGUAAGGAAGCUCAUGCUAUGGUUUUAAAGUCUGGGAGUGAAAUAAAACCAACAAAUGUUUCCAAUGCGAUUGCUGAUGCAUAUGCCAAAUGUGGCUUACUUGAAGAUGUACAAAAGCUUUUUGACAGAACAGAAGAGAGAAAUGUAGUGCCUUGGACAACUUUGGUUACUGCUUAUUCUCAAUGUUCUGAGUGGGAGGAUGCACUGACAAUCUUCUCAAAGAUGAGGGUUGAAGAAUUUACGCCAAAUCAGUUCACUCUCUCUAGUGUACAUGUUGCAUGUGUCGGCCUUUGUUUGGUUGAGUAUGGUCAACAAGUCCGUGGGCUCAUUUGCAAGGCUGGCUUGGACACAGACAGGUGCAUAGAAAGUGCUUGA
Messenger RNA from Fragaria vesca subsp. vesca, 525 nucleotides. RefSeq names its product pentatricopeptide repeat-containing protein At1g11290-like. Gene Ontology annotation, biological process: RNA modification. Gene Ontology annotation, molecular function: RNA binding; protein binding. Bases 1 to 525 code for a protein of 174 amino acids. The record is from RefSeq and is a predicted model, not a curated record. NCBI's taxonomy places the organism in Eukaryota, Viridiplantae, Streptophyta, Magnoliopsida, Rosales, Rosaceae. The transcript has a single exon.